Gloeophyllum trabeum ATCC 11539 is the source of this 2984-nucleotide messenger RNA. RefSeq lists its product as uncharacterized. The record is from RefSeq and is a predicted model, not a curated record. Lineage: Eukaryota; Fungi; Basidiomycota; Agaricomycetes; Gloeophyllales; Gloeophyllaceae. The transcript is spliced from 10 exons. Gene Ontology annotation, cellular component: membrane. Gene Ontology annotation, biological process: proton transmembrane transport. The coding region runs from base 130 to 2766 and encodes 878 amino acids. Gene Ontology annotation, molecular function: antiporter activity.
AUUGGGCAGUCGUUUGUGCUACGAAAGAGAGUCGCUGAGCAGGGAGGUUUGCUAAGCGGUGUCGAUCCCACAGCAUUCAAUUCUGCUGAUCCUCUACGGAUAUGGAUCGUCCAAGUUGGGGUUAUCAUCAUGAUGACCCAACUGUUGUCCCUGGGUCUCCGAAGGAUGCGGCAGCCUAAAGUCAUCGCGGAGGUACUUGGCGGUAUCCUGCUAGGACCUACUGCCUUCGGUCGUAUCCCCGGCUUCAGCAAACAUAUCUUCCCAGAGGAUUCUAAGCCCUAUCUCUCGUUGGUAGCAAACAUUGGUCUAUGCUUGUUCCUGUUCCUGGUCGGCCUUGAGAUCGAAGCCAGCGUGAUAAAGAAGAAUGCAAGGUUGUCAGCUACCGUCGCACUUGCUGGCAUGUGUCUUCCCUUUGGACUGGGAGCAGCUCUGUCUGUGCCCCUGUACCAUCAGUUCAUCGACUCGAGCGUCAAAUUCACGCAUUUCAUGCUCUUCACUGGUGUUGCCUACUCCAUCACGGCAUUUCCGGUCCUCUGUCGGAUCCUCACGGAACUCAAGUUGCUUGAUACGACAGUGGGUAUCGUCGUCCUGUCUGCUGGCGUCGGCAACGACAUCAUUGGAUGGACACUCCUGGCUUUGAGCGUCGCAUUGGUCAAUGCAGGCUCGGGGCUUACUGCCUUGUGGAUCUUGCUGACGUGCGUUGGAUGGACUUUAUUCCUCCUCUUCCCUGUCAAGAGACUUUUGCUUUGGUUGGCCCGCCGCACUGGGUCUAUCGAGAAUGGUCCUUCUAUGUUCUUCAUGACUAUUACGGUGCUCCUAUUGUUCGGAUCUGCAUUUUUCACCGAUAUCAUCGGUGUCCAUGCUAUCUUUGGCGCUUUCUUGGCAGGUUUGAUAGUGCCCCGUGAAGGAGGCCUCGCUAUCUUCCUUACCGAAAAGCUUGAAGAUUUGGUCUCUAUCAUUUUCCUUCCAUUAUACUUCACGUUGUCCGGUCUGUCGACUGACCUUGGUCUGUUAGAUAAUGGAAUCACGUGGGGCUUCACGAUCGCCAUAUGUGCUCUCGCAUACUUCGGCAAGUUUGGUGGUUGCACUGUUGCCGCGAGGUUCGCAGGUUUCUCAUGGCGGGAAGCCAGCACUAUCGGCUCCCUGAUGAGUUGUAAAGGCUUAGUGGAGCUGAUCGUGCUCAACGUCGGGCUCUCUGCUGGAAUUCUAAGCAAGCGGGUAUUUUCGAUGUUCGUCCUGGAGGCAUUGCUCUUGACUUUCAUGACGACUCCGGCCGUUACCUACCUGUACCCGCCUGAGCGGCGCGUGCGCGUCUCUGCUGCAGGGCACACAAUCCCACCUGGCAACGAACCCGGCACGAGGCCUGAAUCCGGUUACAGCGGCAAGGAACAUACCGAGUUGGUGGACGAGUCUUGGAGAUCGCGCUUCACUGUGGUCCUCGACAAGAUCGAGCACCUCCCCGGGAUGAUGGCUAUCACGCAGCUCUUCCAAGCACCGAUCCCGUUAGAUUCUGAUCCUGUCGACGCGCAGUCUGCUUCGGUGCUCAGUGAUUCUACCCCUGGGCUGAAGAAGGGACCGGAGGUGGCCGUGGAUGCCUUGCGGUUAAUCGAGCUGUCUGAUCGUACAUCUGCGGUCAUGAAAGGUUCAGCCCCGGUGGAAACUAUGAUCCAGACCGAUCCGCUACUGGGCAUAUUCAGGAUGUUUGGAGAGUUGAAUGAUUUGCCCGUAUCCUCUUCACUGUCCAUCGUCACUUACGAUAGUCUGGCGUCUAACGUGGUGGAGCACGCGAGGGAAAAUUUCUCGCAGCUGAUCCUGCUACCCUGGCUACCCCCGAUCCCGGCUAGCGAGCAUACGACGCUCGCUACUAAUGCAGGAGACUCUAGCAUGCCAGCGAUCACCCCUCGCACCGUCAUGAUGAAUCCUUUCGAUACACUCUUCAAGUCACCACCCGCUGAAAAGUCGGCUUCUGCCACGCACUCGCAUUUCAUCCGGGGUGUAUUCGCCCAUUCGACCACGGAUGUUGCUCUCUUCGUUGAUCAAGGUCAUGCUCCUGGUGAAAUGCGCAACGCUGGGAGCAAGCACCAUCUGUUCCUGCCGUUCUUCGGUGGACCGGAUGACCGGUUGGCUUUGGAGCUGAUCGUGCAAUUGUGUGCCAACCCAAAGAUUAGCGCAACUGUAGUCAGGGUCAUUAAGAUGGAUAGUCCAGUGUCUAGCUCAAGUAUCGACAAGCCGUCGCCAGCUCAUCUGGGUAGUAGGGACGGGGACAAUUCAGCAGCUAACAUGAGGGAGAACGCUCUGACUGUCCACUCCAUUAAUCAGUUGACGCACGCUACAACAUUCGCUGACACGGUUUAUGGGCAGGCGUCUACCCAGAUGCGCUUGCAGUCUGAAACCGCUGACAAUAUUAUCUGGAAUCGUUAUGCUUCUCGCAAUGGUUCGGAGAAGCCAAGCGCCGCCGUUCAAGCCGCCCUGUCUCGCAUUGCUUUCAUAGACUUGCCUACGCCAACACCCUUGCAUUCGAUCACGACUCAAGCUGCAGAGAAAUUUCAGUCUCUGGUGCAGCAUCAUACGAGAAUGUUGGUUGUCACUGGCCGAUCGCGGAGGCUAGCGGUUGAAAGUCACCACCAAGAGCUCAAAGGCUUGAUGGAGGAGCACGGCAACGUCGGACCCGAGGUCCGCAAGACCAUCGGGGACGUCGCCACUUCGUUCGUUAUCACCCGGUCCUACGUAGGGAUAGUGGUCGUCCAGGCUGCUAACGUCCAAUAGAGGCUCUGAGCCAUCGUCGUUCACGUAUAUGUAUUUGUAUCCAGCAGCAACCGUUGCGAUCGACUGUAUCACCACAAUUCCCGUCACGCAUCAUGAUACCCUUCCAUUCCCAUUCAGUGAAUAGCGUAGCCUUUGAUUUCGUUGUUCAUCGAGUCACGACCUUUCACGAUUCCCACUUCAUGUGCAUACUCCUGUAUAAGGAUGUUCUGGCAUUACCG